UUUUUUACAAUUAUUUAUUAAUUUUUUGUUUACAGUAAUAUCAAGGUCUUGCCAGUUGAUAAAUAUGUUUAAUGAUGCUCUUGAUUUUUGACCUAGCUCAAAAUAUAUAUAGAUUAAUACCAUGACAACGUUAAGGGAUGCUUUUAACCCGGGCAGUUGACGUAAAUCAAAGUGCGCACGUCAAAUGCAUCCCUUAAAAAAAUACUAAAAUUAAUAAAAAAAACAUAAAUGAUAAUAAUUCAUCAGUUUAUCGGAUGGAUGAUCAUACAUCAAAUGUUGUAUCAUGUGUGUUAAUAUUCAGAGUUUAAAAAUUCAUACUAAAGAUUGAUUUAUUUAAAAAAAUAAUAAUAUUCACCUGUUGAAACAAAGAUUCAAACAAAAAGGAUAUAUAUUUAAUUUUUUUAAGGAUAAAAAUGGAUAAUUUUAUUCAAAGAUUUCAUGGACGUACUAUUGAAGUAACACCACUUGAUGAUUUCGUAACUACAAAAUUGAUUGAAGAUUAUUUUUCUCAAUACGGUGCAAUAGAAAAAGUUAAAUUUCAAGAUGACUGUGCAGUAGUAACGUUUCAAAACAGAUUUCGUGUGGAUAAUUUACUGGCAAUUAACGAUCGAUUUGAAUAUUCUUGGGGCAAACAUACGUAUUAUUGGAACAUAAAACGACAAACAUUUUUUAAUUACAUAAGAACAUAUCAAGCUAUAAUACUGACAAAUAUAAUUUUUUCAUUGUUAUUGAUUUAUAAUGUUUGUAUAAUAUCAAAGAAAUUUAAAACUCCUCAGUGGAUAAAAUAUUUUCUAAUAUACAUCAUAGAUUAUCAAUUUGAUUUUAUUGUUAUUGAUUUUAUUAUUUCAUUAACAUUUGGAUUAAAUUGUGCUUUAAAAUAUCAAAAAUUUAUCAAGCCAUACAUGUAUGUGGUGUUUAUUAUUUUAUUAAAAUUAAUAUCAGCUGAUAUAACACUUGUCGAGUAUUUUGGGAUAACAAUUUUUGUAAUAUUACUUGCAUUUGUAUUUAAAUAUACAGAUGAUGAAGAACGAAUGAAAAAUAUUUAUUGGGGAUUUGUACGUUCAAUUACGAGAAAAAUAAAUGUAUUUAGUCUUGGUAUUUUAUAUGACAAUGACAAUAGACAAAAUGAAAAAAUUGAAAGACAUAAAAUUAUACGAAAUGGAGAAUGGAUUAUUGAAGUUAAAAAAUUAUACUUGUCAAGGGGUUUUGUCAUUAAUGGUAUAAUGAUGUAUGUACAAUUUACAUUAGCUAAAAAAUAUUUUGUUGAAUAUGAGAUUAUGGAAGGUAUUAUUAUUAUUCAUACAGCAUUUAGCUUUCAGCUAGGAUCAUUUGAAAAUUACGGUUUUACUUUGAAAAAUAUAUUACUCAUUGCUUUUACAUUAUUUUUUCCAUUUGCUAAAGAAUAUAGUUGUAAAACUAUUAAAUUACAACUUAUAACAAUUGUUGAAAUUGGUCUUUGUAGAAUGUUUUUUUAAAUAUAUGAUUUUUUUAUUUGAAUUUUAUUUUAUUUUUUAUACUUGAUGAAUUGUCAUUUGUCAUUAUUGAUUUGAUGAAAAAUAUUCAUUGUUAUAGUGUUUAGAAUUAAUUUUUAUUGGAAAAAAAAAAAGUGAUAAAUGUUAUUUUUCAAUGUCCAAAUUCAAUCAUGAAAAAUAUAGCUCAAAAAUAUUUAAUGAAAAAAAAUAACAAUCAGUAAAAUAAAUAUAUAUUUGUAUGAAAAAAAUCUAAAGAAAAUAUCAAAAAAUUUCUGGGUUAAUCAAUUUGAACGAAAAAAAAAAAUUAACUUGAAUUUUAUAAAUAAAAAAAAAAGAAAUAUUAUAUUUUAAAAAAAUAUUUAUCAAAAUUAUAUUUAAAUGUCAAAAUGAGCCAUGAAAAAUCAGCUCAAAUAUAUAUUUAAUGUUAAAAAAAUACAACUUUGUUAAUGAUAAAAAAUAAUAAUAAUAAAAUCAAGGUAAAAAUUAACAACCGUGACAAAUAUACCUGCAAAUUAUUUGUAAAAAAAAAGACAACAUAAUAUGUUUUCUCUUAAAUAUAUAUGUGAUUUUAAUGUCAUAUCUGAAAUUCUCACUGUUAUUGUGUCCAAAAAAAUAAUUAAAAAUAAAUAAUUCAUGGCUGUAAAAAUUA
Aphidius gifuensis is the source of this 2121-nucleotide messenger RNA. RefSeq lists its product as uncharacterized. The record is from RefSeq and is a predicted model, not a curated record. The coding region runs from base 414 to 1475 and encodes 353 amino acids. NCBI's taxonomy places the organism in Eukaryota, Metazoa, Arthropoda, Insecta, Hymenoptera, Braconidae. Gene Ontology annotation, molecular function: nucleic acid binding. The transcript has 3 exons.